Messenger RNA from Capra hircus (goat), 6776 nucleotides. RefSeq names its product Cbl proto-oncogene B (gene CBLB). The record is from RefSeq and is a predicted model, not a curated record. The coding region runs from base 314 to 3265 and encodes 983 amino acids. Gene Ontology annotation, biological process: cell surface receptor signaling pathway; negative regulation of epidermal growth factor-activated receptor activity. The transcript has 19 exons. Gene Ontology annotation, cellular component: plasma membrane; membrane raft. Lineage: Eukaryota; Metazoa; Chordata; Mammalia; Artiodactyla; Bovidae. Gene Ontology annotation, molecular function: ubiquitin protein ligase activity; phosphotyrosine residue binding; calcium ion binding.
AGGGGAUCCGGGGGGCUGGGAUUGCAGACAACCCGGCGAGGAGCGUCCUCCAGGGAGCUGAACGCGGAGCGCCCCAGACGCACGGAGCUGCCGGAGCGGGAGGGGUUCUUCGUCCUUUCUCUGUCCACCUCCCCCGCCCCGCCAAGCUGUGGUCCGAGAGUGGCAGGGGAGGAGCCUGAGCCGGGAGGCACAGAUGUCCCGAGACAAAGCUUUGGACCCCCUACCCCCACCCGACUUGGAUGAGAUGAAAUGCAGGAAGCCUAAGAAAUGAACUCUCUCUCCUUUCUGUGCCCGCUCUUAGCUAGGAUUCCAGAUGGCAAAUUCUAUGAAUGGCAGAAACCCUGGUGGUCGAGGAGGAAACCCCCGAAAAGGACGGAUUUUGGGUUUUAUUGAUGCUAUUCAAGAUGCAGUUGGACCCCCUAAGCAAGCUGCAGCGGAUCGCAGGACCGUGGAAAAAACUUGGAAACUCAUGGACAAAGUAGUCAGACUGUGCCAAAACCCCAAACUUCAGUUGAAAAAUAGCCCACCAUAUAUACUUGAUAUUUUACCUGAUACAUAUCAGCAUUUGAGACUUAUAUUGAGUAAAUAUGAUGACAACCAGAAACUUGCCCAACUCAGUGAGAAUGAAUAUUUUAAAAUCUACAUUGAUAGCCUAAUGAAAAAGUCAAAAAGGGCAAUAAGGCUCUUUAAAGAAGGCAAGGAGAGGAUGUAUGAAGAGCAGUCGCAGGACAGACGAAAUCUCACAAAACUAUCCCUUAUCUUCAGUCACAUGUUGGCAGAAAUCAAAGCAAUCUUUCCCAACGGACAGUUCCAGGGAGAUAACUUUCGUAUCACGAAAGCAGAUGCUGCUGAAUUCUGGAGAAAGUUUUUUGGAGACAAAACUAUUGUACCAUGGAAAGUAUUCAGACAGUGCCUUCAUGAGGUGCAUCAGAUUAGCUCUGGCCUGGAAGCAAUGGCUCUAAAAUCAACAAUUGACUUGACUUGUAAUGAUUACAUUUCAGUUUUUGAAUUUGAUAUUUUUACCAGACUAUUUCAGCCUUGGGGUUCUAUUUUACGGAAUUGGAAUUUCUUAGCUGUAACACAUCCGGGUUACAUGGCAUUUCUCACAUAUGAUGAAGUAAAAGCACGGCUACAGAAAUACAGCACCAAACCCGGAAGCUACAUUUUCCGGUUAAGCUGCACCAGGCUGGGGCAGUGGGCCAUUGGCUAUGUGACAGGGGAUGGCAAUAUCUUACAGACCAUACCGCACAACAAGCCCUUAUUUCAAGCCUUGAUUGAUGGCAGCAGGGAAGGAUUCUAUCUUUAUCCUGAUGGGAGGAGUUAUAAUCCUGAUUUAACUGGAUUAUGUGAACCUACACCCCAUGAUCAUAUAAAAGUUACACAGGAACAAUAUGAAUUAUAUUGUGAGAUGGGUUCCACUUUCCAGCUCUGUAAGAUUUGUGCUGAGAACGACAAGGAUGUCAAGAUCGAGCCUUGUGGGCACCUGAUGUGCACCUCUUGUCUUACAGCCUGGCAGGAGUCAGACGGCCAGGGCUGCCCAUUCUGUCGCUGCGAGAUAAAAGGAACAGAGCCCAUCAUUGUGGACCCCUUUGAUCCGAGGGAUGAAGGAUCCAGGUGCUGUAGCAUCAUCGACCCCUUUGGAAUGCCGAUGCUGGACUUGGACGAUGAUGAUGACCGGGAAGAGUCCUUGAUGAUGAAUCGGUUGGCAAAUGUUCGAAAGUGCACUGACAGGCAGAAUUCCCCAGUCACAUCACCUGGGUCGUCUCCCCUGGCACAGAGAAGAAAGCCACACCCAGACCCUCUCCAGAUCCCUCAUCUAAGCCUCCCACCAGUGCCUCCUCGCCUGGACCUAAUUCAGAAAGGCAUAGUUCGAUCUCCCUGUGGCAGCCCAACUGGUUCACCAAAGUCUUCUCCUUGCAUGGUGAGAAAACAAGAUAAACCACUCCCAGCCCCACCACCGCCCUUAAGAGACCCUCCUCCCCCUCCACCCGAGAGACCUCCCCCAGUGCCCCCUGACAACAGACUGAGUCGUCACUUCCAUCCCGUGGAGAGUGUGCCUUCCAGAGACCAGCCCAUGCCUCUUGAAGCCUGGUGUCCACGGGAUGUGUUGGGGACUAAUCAGUCGGUGGGAUGUCGCCUCUUUGGGGAUGGCUCUCCGAAGCCCGGCAUCACAGCGAGUUCCAAUGCAAAUGGACGGCAUAGUCGGAUGGGCUCUGACCCAGUGCUUCUCCGGAAACACAGACGCAAUGACUUGCCUUUAGAAGGAGCCAAGGUCUUUUCCAAUGGUCACCUGGGAAGUGAGGAAUAUGAUGUUCCUCCCCGGCUUUCUCCUCCCCCUCCAGCUGCCACCCUUCUCCCCAGCAUCAAGUGUACUGGUCCAUUAGCGAAUUCCCUUUCAGAGAAAACAAGAGAUCCGGUAGAGGAAGAUGACGAUGAAUACAAGAUUCCUUCAUCCCAUCCUGUUUCCUUGAGUUCACAACCAUCUCAUUGUCAUAAUGUAAAACCUCCUCCUAGAUCUUGUGAUAACGGUCACUGUAUAUUGAAUGGGACACAUGGCACAUCCUCAGAGAUGAAGAAACCAAACAUCCCUGAGUUAGGCAUAUAUUUAAAGGGAGAUGUUUUUGAUUCAGCCUCUGAUCCAGUGCCAUUGCCACCUGCCAGGCCUCCAACUCGGGACAAUCCAAAGCAUGGUUCUUCACUCAACAGGACGCCCUCUGAUUAUGAUCUUCUCAUCCCUCCAUUAGGCGAAGAUGCUUUUGAUGCUCUGCCUCCGUCCCUCCCACCUCCCCCACCUCCCGCAAGGCACAGUCUCAUCGAACAUUCGAAACCUCCUGGCUCUGGCAGCCGACCAUCCUCAGGACAGGACCUUUUCCUCCUUCCUUCAGAUACCUUUUUUGAUCCAGCAAGUGGCCAAGUUCCUUUGCCUCCUGCUAGGAGAUUACCAGGUGAAAAUGUCAAAUCCAACAGAGCAUCCCAGGACUAUGAUCCGCUUCCUUCAUCUUCGGAUGGUUCACAAGCACCAGCCAGACCUCCUAAACCACGACCCCGCAGGACUGCACCGGAAAUUCAUCACAGAAAACCCCACGGGCCUGAGGCAGCAUUGGAAAAUGUCGAUGCAAAAAUUGCAAAACUCAUGGGAGAGGGUUAUGCCUUUGAAGAAGUGAAAAGAGCCUUAGAGAUAGCCCAGAAUAAUGUGGAAGUGGCCCGUAGCAUCCUCCGAGAAUUUGCCUUCCCCCCUCCAGUCUCCCCACGUCUAAAUCUAUAGCAACCAAGAUCAUAAAGACCAGAAGGCGAAGCAAUCGCUGACUAUCCCAGGCGUGUGGAGAGAAAAGUGAGAUGGGAUUCAAGAGAGAAGCUUUCUCCUCCUCACGUGGCAUCAUUGAGAAGAGAGGCUUGGAAGUGGCUGCUUCUCAGAAGACAGCUGCUGCUUGCUCAGGAUGCCAAGGGCUGUGGCUUCCUUACUUUUGCUAGCCAUACUUUUAAAUCAGGGUUGAACUGACAAAAAUAAUUUAAAGACGUUUACUUCCCUUGAACUUUGAAUCUGUGAAAUGCUUUUCCUUGUUUACAAGUUGGCAAAGUUGCAGUUUGUUUUUUUACUUUUGUUUUCAGAUUUUUGGUUUUUUUGAUACCUGUACUGUGUUCUUGAUCAACCCUCUGUACAGUGGUCAGGUCUGCUGUAACAUUUCCUACCAACUCCCUUGCUGUGUGCAUCAACAGCGAAGUCCCAUAUUCAUUGUGAUUGCUCCCAUCCCAGCCCCCUACCCAGGUCCAAUUUCAUUUCUCCCAUUUACAAGAUGCUUUAAAGGUUCUGAUUUUCAGCGUAUCAAACUAAUGCAAAACAAGUGUGUGGCCUUCACUACUGAGUCUUUUCUUUGGAAACCAUCACUGUUGAGAGAUGGGGAAAAUCUGAAUGUAUAAAGCAUUUUUUUGGUUCAUGAACUGCCUUUUAUAAGGGAUUUUCAUAUAAUAUAGAAGAGCUUCCCUUUUUGGUGUAAGUUUUGUGAUCUUUAAUCUUCCACACUCUCAUCUUUGUCAUUCUCGAGGUGUAAUGACUGUUAAAAAAACCUGAAAUAUUGGAAAGCAGCUACUGCAGAGGUGGGAGAAAUACACUUGCACAUGACAGUGCCAUACUAAAGUUAUGCAACGCGGUCCCUUGAUAUUUAUGCCUGCAUUACUUACGAGGCAUAUACUGAAUAAGAGGCCAUCUCCCAGAAGUGUAUUAGUAAUUUUCAGAUAAAAUUAUGAGCAUACCUUUCCCAAAGUGGAACAGACUUCAUUUCCUGUUUGAGUGAUUACACUCUGGUACCUAACAAGUUUAGGAACCAGUUCCUCUUGCAGUGGAAACAGUAAAUCUUUGAUGCACUGUUAAGUGCUAAUGCUACUGUGGCAACGUGUUUUUUUGUUUGUUUGUUGUUGCAAAAUUCUUAAUAGUAAUUUUCUCUCUACCAUCAAAUUAGAGCUCAUAUUUAAUAUUUAGAGUCUCAUUCAUUGCUCCACGUUGUUCCAUCCAGUCAGGUGAAAGAAAUUUAUAUAGUUUUGCCUUUUUUGCAAAAUGAAAGUAGGUUCUUCAGAAACCACAUUAUUACUUUUAAACCUACAGAUAUUUAUUGGGCACCAGUGAUGUGCUCCGUGCUGUCAGGCACUGUGUUCUUAAAGCACAAACCAUCACAAAGUGAUUGGAUUGUGGUAUUCUGUUUGUUAUCCUUUAUCCACACUCUUGAUGGUCAAAAAGUGUCUCUGCUAGACAAAAGCAUGGAAGGUUUCCACCAGUGCUUCAGAAUUUUCAGGCAGUCGUCUUUUUAAAUUAUUGUUUAGUAAAGAAUUGAGACGAAACCAGGUCUGUGUUAAAUGCUUGACCCACAGGUGGUUUUCUAAAUGUACUGCCUGCGAGUUUGUGCACAUUUCUGUCACUCGUUUAACUUCACACAGUGUGAUGUGAAAAGAUGCAUCUGGUAAUGAGUGUCUCUUUGGGACUUGAAAGCAUGUGACCAAAUGUGUAGCAGAGCCAAAGGAAACUAAGUCAAGACUUGAAUAGUCGUGUUGACCUGGGGAGGGAACCAGCACAUUUCUUUGUGAACUGACACGUGCCCUGACUUGACAACUUGGUCUAACAUGAGGUACUUGAGGAGUCAUAGGCCUUGGAUAGUUUGUGCUCAUGUUUUAAUUUCUUCAUCUGAUUCUGAGCUGGGUCAUGUCCCUGGAAGAGAAUUUUUAAUUUGCCUUAACUGUUCUUCCUGUAAGUAAGUAUAUGAGGGCAGUUUUUUAUGUUUUUAAAAAUUGCAUUGGCUAAUUCUCCAUUGCUUUAUGAACUCCAGUUUAUAUCAUCAUGAUUUUUCAUUUGUUUUAUUAUUUUCUGAUGUCAUGCUGAAAUAGCACUGUGUUUGGUUUUUUUUUUUCUUUUUUUUUAUGACUUGCUGAUCUUUGGUACAGUCUAAAAGCCAAAAGUUGCCACUUCAUUGUGAUAACAUUCUUAAUAGAUCAGGGAAGGAUGUAAAAUGUGAGUGUUAGAAAGCAUACUAUAAUCUCAUUCAAACAAUCUUAAAAAUGAGUGAAAAUUUCCAAUGAAAGUGAGAAAAAAAUAGUGACAAUAUAGUAAGUUUAGGCCUGAAAUUUUUAAAAUCUAUUUUGCAAGAAAACUUACUAGCCUGCACCAAAAUCCCUCUGUACCUAGUUCUCAAUAGCAACCAUUAGUUUUACCGUGAAAAAGACCAAAUCAAAAAUUUGUAUGGAAUGGAAAGAGGGAAACUUUCUAUCAAACACUGUCAUGAAAAACUUAACUGCUACCUAUUACUUAACUCAAAAAAAAUUUUUUUGAGGAAAUAAACAAAAACACAGUUUUUAAUCAUAAAAGUGACUAGCCAUUAAUGGCUGGAAAUGAUCCAGGUUUGGUUUCACUGUGAUCCAAAAAGUUUGACAUUCCUCCCAUUUCUUAAGAUUUGGUAAUAUAAUUAAAGCCACGACAACAUAUCAUUUAUAUAAUUAAAACAGAUCAUGGCCAACAUUAACCUGCUCUCCCCUGUCCCCUAACAUACUCUGGGGCAGAAGUACUUACCUUUAAAGAUAAUCCAGUAAAUUAUCUCCAUAAUCUCUUUUUCCCCUUGAUGUCUGUAAUAGCUAUCCUGGCCAAAUUUUCUAGAAUUGAAUCGGCAGUGCUUAUGGUCAACUUGAACUUCCUUCCACAAAGGUGACCCCUCCCCAUCCAUAUUCCCUUGCCUAUAUUGCAAAUAGUCUUAAUAACAGAACCCUAAUUGCCCAUGAACCUCAGAGGGCCCAUUGGUUAACUCAAUAUUCCACACACAUGAACACUUGCAAAGAUUUCUUCAUAAUGUGAAUUUUUUUCUUGUUCAGUUCCAGAAGCAUUUCUUACAGUUUGGACAUUAUUUUUCCUCUCAGAUCUUCAACUUGAAGCUUUAAUUUGCACUGAAUUGUCUAACCCAGUUAAAUUUUUCAGUUUUUUUUUUUUUUCUGUUACGCUGACAGAUUUGAAAGCAAAUUGCAGUAUGUUUUCAACAAUACAGGUACUGCCUGUUGACCUGGAAUUUUAGUGCUUCUAGGAAGAGUUUGCAGAAAAUGACAGCAGUUGAGUGAAGGGUUUUCUUCUCAAUUACUAUUUUAUUUUUAAUACCUUUUUAAAACUUGUCUAAUGUGGCAAAAUAGCUGUGUGUUCAAUUAAUUUAUAUUUUAUUCAUCCUUUUUCAAUUCUGGUUAUUAUGUAAACUCCAGUACAAUUUUAUCUGUUCUUUUAAGGUAUUUUAUAAAAUGAAUGUUAACAAAAA